AUGGCGACGGCGAAAUGUCUGCAACCUAGAAUCAUCUCUUCCUUUCUCGGCGACAACUCUAUUCGAUCAACGCAGCCUCUUCUCCAUCUCUUUCGUUUCGAUUUCGGAAGAAGACAUGUUUCGAUGCAAUUAUCAAGAACCUUUUCGGGAUUAACCAAUCUCCUCUUCAAUAGAAGGAAUGUAGAUGAAGAUGUUGUUGAUGGCAAGAGAAAACGUUUGAAACCUGGAAAACUAUCUCCUCGUCGUCCUGUCCCUGCUCAUAUAACGAAACCUCCGUAUGUGGAUUCGUUUAAAGCUCCCGGAAUCUCAAGUGGACUUGAAAUCCAUGACAAGAAAGGUAUAGAGAGCAUGAGAGCUUCUGGGAGACUUGCAGCUAGAGUUCGAGAAUACGCUGGGACUUUGGUUAAGCGAGGGAUAACCACAGAUGAAAUCGAUGAAGCAGUCCACAACAUGAUUAUAGAGAAUGGAGCUUAUCCUUCUCCUCUUGGCUAUGGAGGUUUCCCUAAAAGUGUUUGCACUUCUGUUAAUGAAUGCAUCUGCCAUGGAAUCCCAGAUUCACGACCACUUGAGGAUGGAGAUAUAAUCAAUAUUGAUGUCACAGUUUAUUUAAACGGUUAUCACGGUGAUACUUCAGCAACUUUCUUCUGUGGAGAUGUCGACGAGAAAGCUAAAAAGCUAGUCCAGGUGACGAAAGAGUCUUUAGAGAAAGCCAUAUCAAUAUGUGGACCUGGUGUUGAAUACAAGAAGAUCGGCAAAAUCAUUCAUGAUCAUGCAGAUAAACAUAAAUAUGGAGUUGUUAGACAGUUUGUAGGCCAUGGUGUUGGACGUGUCUUCCACGCCGAUCCAGUUGUUCUACACUUCAGGAACAAUGAAGCUGGACAUAUGGUGUUGAAUCAAACCUUCACCGUAGAACCGAUGCUUACGAUAGGAAGCAGAAACCCUAUAAUGUGGGAUGAUAAUUGGACUGUGGUAACGGAAGAUGCAAGCCUCUCUGCACAAUUCGAGCAUACCAUUCUUAUAACCAAAGAUGGAGCUGAGAUCCUAACCGACUGUUAA
Microthlaspi erraticum is the source of this 1056-nucleotide messenger RNA. The record is from the annotation of a GenBank genome assembly. Lineage: Eukaryota; Viridiplantae; Streptophyta; Magnoliopsida; Brassicales; Brassicaceae.